Molecule: messenger RNA, 1092 nt
Organism: Coniosporium apollinis CBS 100218
Lineage: Eukaryota; Fungi; Ascomycota; Dothideomycetes
Exons: 2
Coding region: 1-1092 (363 amino acids)
Biological process (GO): cardiolipin biosynthetic process
Cellular component (GO): mitochondrion
Molecular function (GO): CDP-diacylglycerol-glycerol-3-phosphate 3-phosphatidyltransferase activity
Source: RefSeq, a predicted model, not a curated record
AUGUUCCAUACACCGAACCUGACUGGCAUUCGUAAGAAGGUCAUACCCCCGCGCAUCAAUGAGGGCUGGGGUUUGCAGCAUAUGAAGCUCUAUGGCGUAGACGAUGAACUAGUUAUGUCAGGGGCCAAUCUUUCCAACGACUACUUCACAAACCGUCAAGAUAGAUACCACGGGUUUUCGUCUAAAGAGAUCACUGACUAUUUCAAACGCAUCCACGACGCUGUCAGCAGCAUCAGCUACCGGAUCCAGCCCAACCCAGAUGAAGCCUCUGGAUACACGAUGGAGUGGCCCUCGACAAAUCCAGGACCCCCGCCUCUCACAGACCCUAAGGGCUUCAUCAAACAGGCAGCAACUAUACUCGACCCGCUGAUACGUCCAAGCACCCAAGUCAUUCCGGCACCCACAACCUCAAAGACGCUCGUCUACCCCCUUUUCCAGUUCACGCCCCUGCUCAAACCCGACACUUCGACCGAGCUACCCGCCCUCCGCACCGUCCUCACCGCGCUGACCAAACCGGCCCUCGCCCGCUCCAGCUGGACUUUCACAGCCGGCUACUUCAACAUGACCCCCGAGGUCCGCAGCCUCCUACUCGCCACCAAUCCAGCGCGCGGCACCGUCAUCGCCGCCUCGCCGUGGGCAAACGGCUUCUAUGGCAGCAAAGGCGUGUCCGGCAUGCUUCCAGCCGCAUACACGCUGCUAUCGCGACGCUUCCUGGAUGCCGUGUCGCGCGUUGGGCUGAGCCAGCAGAUCACGCUGAAAGAGUGGCGGCGCGGCACCGUCAAUGAGCCUGGUGGCUGGACGUAUCAUGCGAAGGGCCUAUGGGUCACGCUGCCGGGCGAGGAGGCGCCGAGUAUCACUCUGGUGGGGAGCUCGAAUUAUACGAAGAGGAGCUAUUCGUUGGAUUUGGAGGCGAAUGCGUUGAUUGUUACGAGGGAUCAGGAGUUGAUGCGGAGGCUGGGGGAUGAGGAGAAGUGGUUGCAGGAGUACGCGACGGUGAUGGAGAGGGAUGAUUAUGCGAAGGUGGAUAGAAGGGUGGGGCUGCAUGUGAGGAUUGCGAUGUGGCUUGUUACGAUACUUGGAGGCGCGCUGUAA